Panicum hallii is the source of this 1563-nucleotide messenger RNA. Its product is annotated as F-box/kelch-repeat protein SKIP20-like. Lineage: Eukaryota; Viridiplantae; Streptophyta; Magnoliopsida; Poales; Poaceae. Bases 54 to 1268 code for a protein of 404 amino acids. Gene Ontology annotation, biological process: negative regulation of cytokinin-activated signaling pathway; regulation of phenylpropanoid metabolic process. The transcript has a single exon. The record is from RefSeq and is a predicted model, not a curated record. Gene Ontology annotation, molecular function: protein binding.
AGAAGCAAGAAGCCGCGUGAAGGCGUGUGCACAGCACUGCACUGGCGUUCUCCAUGGGCGCCGCCAAGCAAGAGGUUGAGGACGUGUACGCAGUCACUGCGCGAGCACGCUUCUUCUACGAUUCCAAGGACAAGCAGAGAGAACGUGCCAUGGCGAUGGGAGCAGAGGAAGACGGCCCUAGGCUGGAGGUGGGGGAGCUCAUCCCGGGUCUGCCGGACGACGUGGCCAUCGAGUGCCUGGCGCGGGUGCCGAGCCGGUCGCACCGGUGCAUGCGCCGCGUGUGCCGCGGGUGGCGCGGCGCCGUCGGGUCCGCGGAGUUCCGGCGGCGCCGGGGUGCCGCUGGGGCGGCGGAGGACGUCGUGUUCCUCGUCCAGGCCGCGCCCGCGGCCGGCGACGGGAAGGGAUCGACGCCGGAGUGCGCGCUGACGGCGGCGAACCUCACCACCGGCGAGUGGCGGCGCGUGGAAGGGCCGGGCGAGGCGUGGGGACCCGUGCCGCUGUUCGCGCAGUGCGCGGCCGCCAACGACGGGCGCCACGUCGCCGUCGUGGGGGGCUGGGACCCGGACACGCUCCGCCCGACCAGCGACGUCCGCGUGCUCGACGUCCCCGCAGGCACGUGGCGGCGCGGCCGGCAGAUGCCGGACAACCGGAGCUUCUUCGGGUGCGCCGGCGGCGACGGUAACAUCUACGUCGCCGGCGGCCACGACGAGUCCAAGAACGCGCUCCGCUCCGCCCUCGCGUACAGCGUCGCGGCCGACGCCUGGCGCGCGCUCCCGGACAUGUCCGAGGAGCGCGACGAGCCGCAGCUCGUCGCGGCCCCCGGCGGCGUCCUCGCGGCCAGCGGCUACCCGACCGAGGCCCAGGGCGCGUUUAAGAAGACCGCCGAGCGCUACGCCGCCACGGGCGGCGCCUGGGCCGACGAGGACGAGGUGGUCCCCGACACGGGCGAGACGUGCCUGGCCUCGGUGCGAGGGAAGGUGUGGGCCGUCGGGGCCGGGAAGGGCGGCGUGCGCGAGUGGGACGGCGCCGCGCGCGCGUGGAGGGAGGUGGCCGACGGGCCGCCGGGCAUGAAGGCGUGCGUGAAGGCGGCCGGCAUCGGCAACGGCGACGGCGCCGCGUUGUUCGUGUUCGGCACGGUGGCCGACGCGGCGGAGGGCAGCAAGUACUCCGCGUGGGUGAUGGGAGCCGGCGGCGCUCCGUGGAAGCGGGUGCCCGUGCCGUCGGGGUUCGGCGGGUUCGUUUACUCAGCCGCGGCCGUGCGGGUUUAAAUUUUCGCUUAUCACUGUAGGCGUUUUCGCUCCGGAGCAUCUUAAGAGUAUCCAAUAUAUUCAGUACCAAUAUUUUCAAAUUGAAAUAUUUCUAAAAGGUUUUAGGCAUAGAAAAUACAACUCUCCAUUGGUGGCCCUAUAUUUAGUUGCAAACUUUUGAAAUAUGCCACCUCAUCGCAAGUGGAUCAUUUUGAACUCAAAUUCGCCUAGUACAAGCCGAUGCCAUUGCCACCAUGAGACAAGAUGAUUCCUACUCAGAUGGUAAGUAAUAUAGCACCUAUCCAUCACCCGCAAU